CGCCAGCGAAGGCCAGCGAGUGCAAUGUCAUAUUUCUGGUCCUUAUAUGCGUGGCGUCACCCAGGGGCGGCGGUUUACAAAUGGAAUACAAGUUUUUCCAGCCCUCAAGUUUUUGCAAAUAGCUAUGGGAAGGAACUAUGUGCUCCACUGAGUACUAUAUGAACGAAGUAACGUUGGCAGCAUGAUUUUCACAUACCAGAGAAGCUAUGUCCGAGAAGUCACUGAGUAUAGAGGCCUUUCAGAGCAUUCAAAUUGAUGCUGCGUCUUACAAUGGGCAGAAGACGAUAGUAACCGUUGAACAGGAAAUACCGAAUGAACGAGGUUCUCAGAAGCUUGCAACACAUCCGAGUGAAGCACCAGAUGGAGGAUUAAAGGCAUGGUUUAUCGUUUUGGGUGCCGCAUUGGUCUUGUUCUCCACGCUUGGUUUUGUAAAUUCAUGGGGUGUCUUCCAAGAGUAUUACGAGGAAGAUCUUCUACGUCACACUUCUCCUUCAAAUAUAGCAUGGAUUGGUUCUACGCAGUACGCGCUAUCGUACCUUCCAUCGCUUGCAUCUGGGCGAAUGUUUGACCUGGGGUACUUUAAAAUACCGUUCUACGUCGCUAGCUGCACCCUCGUUGCGUGCACUUUCCUAACCGCGGAAUGCACUCAAUUCUGGCAGUUCUUCUUGACGCAGGGUGUCGGUAUAGGACUGUGCUCCGGUACCAUGUUCGCUCCCACAGUCAUCAUCGUGUCGCAAUGGUUCUCCAGGAGACGUGGCCUUGCUAUGGCCAUCGGCGCCGUUGGUACUCCCCUCGGCAGCAUCGUGCUUCCUGUAGCAGCACAAAAUUUAAUUCCAUUAAUUGGGUUUAGAUGGACAGUCCGUGUAUUUGGGUUCAUUAUGAUAGCAACCCUGGGAACGGCCAACUUAAUGAAACGACGGCUUCCGCCCGUCAAUGUUCAUGGGGGACUCUUUAAUCUCAAAGCAUUCCGCAACAGAGCAUAUACCAUGUAUUGCAUCUCAGGAAUUAUGAUAGUCUUAGGCCUUUACACAGGUACGACCGUUGUACUCGUCGCUGUGGCUCCUGAUAUUUUGGUUUCAUCAGAGUUAACCUAUAUCUCUGUGAGCGCCGUAGCAAUUGGCGUCUCCAAAAACUUUGCAUUCUAUAUACUCGCAAUCGCCAAUGCGGCAUCUACGUUACGUGUGUCAUUUGGACUGAUAGCAGAUAAAAUUGGCGCACUCAACACCAUGGCAGUCCUUACUGCUUUAGCGGGAAUCAUGACAAUAGCUUGGCCAUUUGCUAAAAAUGAAUCCCAGCUUAUUGCAAUAGCCGCCACUUACGGGUACGUGUUGCACUUAUUCACUGCUAGAUGCUUGACUCACCCGUCCAGAUUCUCCACUGGAGCAUAUGUAACUCUGUGCUCGAUACCUGCCGUUGCGAUGGGGAAAAUGGAUGACGCGGGGCGUCGAGUUGGAAUGUUCUUGUCCCUCAUUGGUUUAGGAGGCAUUGCAGGUCCUCCAAUAUCAGGCGCCAUCAGCACCGCGACAGGAGGGUUCGUUGCUGCGGGUUAUUUUGCAGGUGGCAGCAUUAUAUUUGGUGUUCUAUUGCUACUCGUGGCACGGUACCUCCAUCUCGGACGCCUAUGGGGCAAGUUUUGAAUGGUAGUUCAGUCAGGGGAAUCUUGCGUUGCGAUGCGUCAUGAUUCAUGCGUGGUGCCAAGCAUCAACGUUCCAUGCUACAUUCAUAAUGAGCUCAGGUAACAAUUUUUUGUUGGUGGAACAUUGGGGCCAGAGCUCCUUAGAUAGAUUACUAGUGCAGCGCUGACUUGGGGCCUUGUUGCACUUAAACAUACACAUCCCGUAGUAUUCCAAUGCAGAUCUUGAAUGAAUUUGCAAC
Suillus clintonianus is the source of this 1875-nucleotide messenger RNA. Its product is annotated as major facilitator superfamily domain-containing protein. Gene Ontology annotation, biological process: transmembrane transport. The transcript has 11 exons. The record is from RefSeq and is a predicted model, not a curated record. Gene Ontology annotation, molecular function: transmembrane transporter activity. The coding region runs from base 207 to 1637 and encodes 476 amino acids. Gene Ontology annotation, cellular component: fungal-type vacuole membrane. NCBI's taxonomy places the organism in Eukaryota, Fungi, Basidiomycota, Agaricomycetes, Boletales, Suillaceae.